This is a messenger RNA of Asterias rubens (European starfish), 4395 nucleotides long. RefSeq names its product SMC5-SMC6 complex localization factor protein 1-like. The transcript is spliced from 20 exons. The record is from RefSeq and is a predicted model, not a curated record. Gene Ontology annotation, molecular function: protein binding. NCBI's taxonomy places the organism in Eukaryota, Metazoa, Echinodermata, Asteroidea, Forcipulatida, Asteriidae. Gene Ontology annotation, biological process: positive regulation of double-strand break repair. The coding region runs from base 153 to 3704 and encodes 1183 amino acids.
UUGUGUGUUAAAAAUUGUGGGUGAGGUGAGAUCUUCCUCCAAUCCCAUGGUGAGAUCCAGUCCAGCGCCAUAAAUGAGUAUUGACAAUUGAGGGUUACGUUAUCGCAACUAAAACUAGCAAAGCAACGUAGAGUAGAUGAUACGGUUCCAAGAUGAAGCAACAGCAGCUUUCUGUGCGACGCAAGUCAGAUCGUCAACAAUCCUCUCAAUAUAGUUUCCUACUCUCUGGAUUUAGCGAUCAUGAAAAGACAACACUUGCCCGACAGAUCAUUCGACUUGGUGGAAAGUACCUUGAUUGCAAGGAAUUUUCACCAGAGUGCACCCAUGUUGUCUGCAUCCGACCAAUGAGAAGUGAGAAGUUCCUAUGUGGAUGUGCAUCAGGGAGAUGGGUCGUUUCUCCUGAUUUCAUCCAUGAAAGCACAGCGGCAGGUUGCUGGUUAGAAGAAGCCAGCUACGUGUGGGACAAUGAGACUUCUGAGGAUAGUAACGUUAGCAUCACUAGUGCAUCUAUGGUGAACGCCCCAAAGCGAUGGCGAGAACACCUAGAAAUAAAGAAUCAGCGAGCUUUUGAUGGAUGGAAUGUCGCUAUACUUGUGACUAACACCAAGAACAGACCUGCUGUUUACAGAAGGUUGAUAGAGUGUGGUGGAGGGAAUGUUAUCUCCUUACGGUCCUCCUCCAAGAACCUUGAAAGUCUCACCAAGACGCUUAAUUACAUCUUCAUGGACAAGUGCUACCUGGAGAAAGUGCGCCCUCUGCUGGCUGAGGGGGUGCCAUGUUUGGCCCCUGACUUCAUCGCAGAGUAUUUGUUUGAGGAAAGCCCUGAUUUAGAGAAGUAUGACAUCAGGACUUUUGAACCCAACCAAAGUAAGAGAGGCUCACUGGUUAACAGCCUUUCCAGCAUAGCAGGGAGUUGUGCAAGCUCACCACUCAAAGGGUGUUCCGUAAGCCUUGGUCCUUCUACACCGCGUAUAACAACACCCCUUAGAACGUCUACCAACGCCGUGAAGCCAAAGCGGUACCGUCAAAGCCAACUUCCAGCAUCACUAUUCACCCAAUCCAGUCAGAGUAGUCCAAGUCAGAGCCAGACUUCUGACUCUCAGAGCCAGUCACCACAAGCAUCUUCAAAGCAUCGGUCACCACUCACCAAAUCACCACAAACACCUUCCUUCACCCAGACGACCCUGAAACGGACACCUUUGACGCGGUCAAAGACACCAGGUAGUCUUGGGACAUUUGUUAAACAGACCACACAGAGCAACAAUCUUAGUGUUACUGUUAAGAGUGAGACAGUCGUGAAUAGAAAACUUUUUUCGUCACAUCAGGUUCAGAAGACGGUGGAAGAGGUUCAGAAAAAGUACUCGCCAGCGUAUUACUCUCGUGUUCCUUACUGGAUUCAAGUCAAACCUCCUAAGUAUCAGGACCAUGAAGAAAUGACGAUGCCUUUCCCGACCAUGGUCUGCAAUCUCAUUGAUGCAUACUUGGAGGAAGGCCUAUGGCUGAGAGCAGUGGAGAGCAUCCACUCCUACUUGUCUGUCAAGAAAUACCCUCCAUCAUCGUUACUACACGUCAUCAUGAGCAAGGUUUUAGAGUGGAAAGACGUUGCGUUCACAUCCCAAGCCAUCAAUCUAUUGAAAUCGGUUCUCUGCGUUCACCGACCGUCAACACCAGAGAUGUCUCAGGUCUACCUUGAUUCGUUUGUGCCGUCCGAUAAUGAUAUGUUUGGUCUGGAGAGUGAUGAUCCCAUCAACACACCAUGGGAUUUUGUUGGUAGUGUCAUCAGGAAGUCCUUACAGCUGCCUCUAGGAGAUUCUGAAGAGGAUAUACAGGAGCAAGAGCAAGCUCAGAACUCUGUCUUAAGGAACAAUCAUCAGAUGUUGCUGAGCUAUAUCGUGGCUCUAGUAGAGCAGGACUUCCAGGUCUGGGUGCAUCGCCAAGGAAAUGCAACCACCAAGGAGCAGAAGUCAUGUCACUGUAUGCUGUCCAGUAUUCUAUGGCCAGAUGGUAAUGUCAAAGCAUCGGGUCCAUUUGCCUCUCAGCUGGUUAGCUUCAUGCUUCAGGCUGUGGCGGCCAUUGGCAGUGCAUCACACAUGUACCCGUGUCUGAGGAUGAUCAUAAGUUUAGUGGAAAUGGCGGCGGAGACCUGCAGAGUUAUCACAGGAGACAGUAGCAUUUUGGGACAUGCUGAGACGGGAGUACAUCUGGACUUUGCUGCCGAGAUCGCUUCGAUGCUAUCACAAGAGGGCCUGAUGGAGAAUAUGGAAUCUCUUAACGUUCUUUUGUCCCUCCUGCGACCUGAUUGGUUGAAACUGAAAGUGGUAGAGAGUUUACUGUGUGCCUAUGAUGACAGCCUCGUGAGAGAGGAGUUCAGAUAUCUGGUAGCUCAGCCUCUAUCGCUCAAAAAAGUGGUGAACUAUUACUUUUAUCUGCUACCUCUGAUGACGACAGCUUCCCUGCAUCCUAAGACACCUGAAAAGCCAAGCCAAGCAGUUAUAACUAAGUCCAGGAAAAGACCACAUCAAGAUACGGUCCAAGCUGGACCCCUCAAGACUCUGGCUGUAAAAAACAACAUCAGAAACUUACAAACACUCAAAGACCGUCCCAACAUCAAAGCUCCAAAGAUGAAAAUCAACAAAGUCAACCGCAGAAAUAUGAGAGGCGAGACACCUUUACAUUUAGCCUGUAUAAAAAACAAUGUAGCAAAGGUACGAGAGUUGCUAUCAAAUCCUGCCAUCGAGAUUAACCAAGUGGACUUCGCUGGCUGGACUGCACUUCAUGAAGCUUCAAAUCACGGCCAUGUAGACUGCGUCAAGGAGUUAUUGAAAUAUAAACCAAAGGCCACGAUUGCAUCUUAUUUCAGUCCAGGUAAAGACAAGAAAUCUGCGAAUGGGUUAAAUCUUCUGGCAGCCCCUGCUGAAUGUGGAACUACUCCAUUGCAUGACACCGUCAACAACCGCCAUGUAGAAGUAGCAAGACUGCUUGUCAAAGCUGGAGGUAAAGCUGUUUUGAUGGCACGUAACAAGGCAGGUUUCACUCCUCUAGACUUGACCGCUGAUAAUGCCAUGAGGCGUGCUCUGGUGUUGAGCACUGAUACAAAAUCUGAACCAUCGAAGCCUGGUAAAGACCACAAUAAAGAAAAUGUAAUGGAAUCUGACUCCCAGGAAGUUCCCCAGAGUUCAACUCCUUCACCUCCUUCCAGACAGUUGCGGGACAUCGGCAUCCCAUCCGAAGAAGAGUACACCUGUGUGCUGGGUUCCUCAAACGGCCCCAAGGUGUACAUACCAGCCGAGAGGUGUGAGCAGCUAUGCCUCCUGGUCUGCCAUCUCCUGCGGUCUUGCCUGAGAGUUCAUAAACUAGUACCCAUCAAAGCUGAUCUAGACAGUCAGCAUGGAUCGGUUAUCGGUUUUGACUUGAACCUCAAUGAAACAUCAGAUGCGGGUAGUUGCAAAGCGAACUCACAGACAUCAGUAGGCUAUGAGAUGAUGACGUCCGUGUCCAACGAGGGCGCUUUUCAGCAGAGCUCUUUGAGGUUUAGUGGGUCUCGCCUUCUUGAUGACUUGACCGAGAUGUGCCGACUGGAUAGUCAUAUUGAUGGUUUUGUUCAUCACAUCGGUCGAAUCGGUCCGUGGGUUGGAUCGCAACGCAGUAAAAUAUGUGAUAAGGUUGUUUGUGAACUGAAAGCAGUCGUACUCACUUGUUUGUAAAUUAUUCGUUCAAAGACGGACCAUGGCUAAAUUAGGUAUUCAGCUUAUUGCUCAGGAAAUGUAAUUGUUAAGAUGAUCGAUAGUGGGACACAAAUCGCCACAAUGAAAUCAGCACUGUACCAUGAUAUGCCGUCCCUAUUGAAAUUGACUGUCGGUAGUAUUAACUGGGACCAGGGCACCAUUUCAUGUAAAGCUUGCUUGGCAGAAAAAAACACUGCAGCUGAUGAUAAUGUAUACAAUUUUGAGAAAUAAUUCCCUUCAUUCAAAGGAGUGUGGUUUAUUCACAAAAAAAAUCAAUCUACCUUUCUCAGAUUGUGUAUUCCAACAAGGAUUAUUCUUCCAUAACCAAUCAAACUUUUCAUCUCAAAAAACGGAACCACCUUUUGAAAUGAAGUUUUCACAACUUUAGUUUUAUUGUAUAUAUAGAUAGGUUUAAAACAGCCAAACAGUUCCAAAAACCAAAGGAUUACUUUGCUUUUUAAUCCUUGUGUAUAAACAUUUUGUAAGUAGACUUUUCGGUACAGUCAUUGCCAUAUGUUAUGGUUGACUAACUUGGAUGAUUUCUGUGUAUAAUGUGUAAAUAUUUAUUUUGUACUAAAAACUGCUGUAAAGAACUUACCUUAAAGGCAGUGGACACUAUUGGUAUUUACUCAAAAUAAUUAUUAUCAUAAAAACUUUCUUGAUUACGAGU